AUGGGGUUCCUGCCCUCAAAGUCAGGUCCCAGAGUACGUAAACUGAAGUCUGUACAGGGUAUCGAGGCCACGCUCAUAUUCUAUGUUCCUCCCCCUGACCUGCAGUCUGUCCUGCAAGACUGUAUGGAUGUGCUGGGGGCUGAUAGGCGAUGCUGUGUGGCAAGGGAGCUCACCAAGAUCCAUGAGCAAUUCUGCCGCAGCACUCUUGGGGAGGCGGUCCGUCGUUUUCAUGGCGAGGCAACGGUCGGAGAGAUCACGCUGCUGAUUGAGGGAGCCGGCCCCUCCUCCCAGGACAGCGACGUGCCUGCUGAGGUGCUGGAAAUGGAGCUGCAGCAGAGGAUCGCGGCUGGUGAGCCACUGUCCCAGGCCGUCAAGGCCGCAUCAAGGGAACUGGGCGUUGGGCGCAAGAGGGCCUACCAGGCGGCGUUGCGCCUGGCAAAGGCAAGCAGGCCAGCCGGCGAGUCAUAG
This is a messenger RNA of Ostreobium quekettii, 468 nucleotides long. NCBI's taxonomy places the organism in Eukaryota, Viridiplantae, Chlorophyta, Ulvophyceae, Bryopsidales, Ostreobiaceae. The record is from the annotation of a GenBank genome assembly.